This is a messenger RNA of Sitophilus oryzae (rice weevil), 1423 nucleotides long. RefSeq lists its product as uncharacterized. The transcript has 3 exons. The record is from RefSeq and is a predicted model, not a curated record. Lineage: Eukaryota; Metazoa; Arthropoda; Insecta; Coleoptera; Curculionidae. The coding region runs from base 42 to 1136 and encodes 364 amino acids.
GUGCGUUAGUGUCGGGUCGUCGCGUGUCGUGUACAAAAAAAAUGGGAAAUAAGAGAAAAUAUAGUGUUUCAACUUCGGAAAACUCUUCUUCAAGCGAUAGUAUAGACUCAGAGGAUAGUACCGAGCGGAAGAUCUGUAACAUUCGACGGAAAAUCCGAGAUUUACAAGAAAAACAUAGGAGUAAAAAACGCCAGCGGCGUUCAAGCAGUGCAGAUGGUCGAUUUUCGCCUGAACCUACAUCGUCAGCUGGACGACGACAUGCAGGUCGUUCUAGGCCAAGCUCCAGGAGGGGCAAGGGCAGUACAAGUUUUCGGCGAAUUAUCAUAGACACGGAGAGUGAUGCCGAAAACGACAGCGAGGCGCCCCCGGUUGAGGUUAACAUCGACCCGACUAUCUUGAACCUUUUAUGUCGUGAAAACGAAACAGAAGACUUUGCUGAUCCUAUCCAGAAGGACGUUGCACUCCAAUGGGAGAGCAUAUUAAAGUCUGGUAUGAAGGACGAAGAAAAAAUGAAAGUUAUGGAAAAAUACAAGGUACCUAAAAAUUGUUUAUCUUGUUCAUCACCCAAGCUUAACCCUGAGGUUUUGGCCGCCAUCAAUGAGACAGCCAUUAAAAGGGACGAACGGCUAGUCAAAGUCCAAUCACAGAUGGGAAAAAGCUUAGCAGCCUUGGGUAAGGCAUUGUCGAUGUUAAUUUCCCUGGAACCACAGGAAGGGGACCAAAUGAUACCAAUAAUUGAAGCGCUAAGUGAUGGGGCAAGACUGCUUGCAGACAUUCACCACGAACAGUCAAUAUCCAGGCAAAAUGUUGUAAGUUUUGGAUUAGACAAACACUUGAAGGAAAUUGUUGGAACUGCUGUUGACACCUGGUUGUUCGGAGAAAACUUGGGUGAGAGGAUUAAGAAUGUUAAACAAAUUGAAAAGUCAGGACAGGAGCUGCUGAAACCAAAGGUUUUGCCUCUUAAAAAGAAAACCAGCGACCCAAAAAACUCCAGGGCCCCGCCUCGACGCUCAUCAGUCCUGGCGGGAUCUCAGAGCUUCAAGAGGAAGUUCCACAACAGUCAUCGUGCUCAAUAUCAGCGCAGGGAACAGUCCUACAACAGGAAACAACCAGAGAGGCCCCGUUAUCGUUAUUAGACAAUAGCAACAUGUCUACUCACGAGGAAGCCUCACCCUCUUUGGCGGAACCUUUCCCUGGCGGUAGGAUUGUUAUCAUACAAGCAUUCAGGAUAAGAGGAAUCCCAGAAGAAAGUAUCCAGAUAAUGUUAUCUUCACUUUCCGAGGGAACUACAAGGCAGUAUAAUAGUUGCCUGAGACUAUGGUGGAAUUUCUGUUCAGCGAAUAAUAUAGAUAGGUACGCUUUGUCUAUUGACUGGACCUUAAAAUUUUUGACAGAGAUGUUUAAUAAAGGCGCUGCCUACGGU